Molecule: messenger RNA, 1032 nt
Organism: Camellia sinensis
Lineage: Eukaryota; Viridiplantae; Streptophyta; Magnoliopsida; Ericales; Theaceae
Source: RefSeq, a predicted model, not a curated record
UUUGCCCUCGGUACAAAAUUUGUCUCCUUAACACAACAACACCGCCAUUAACAAAUUCUUCCACCACAAAACAAACAACACACACUUGGGAGAGUAGAGUAGUUAGGAUUUUGUUUCAGAGUAUCAACUAUUAGCCAUUAAUUAAUUAAGAUGGCAAUUUUCCAAGGAAUUCUGUUGGUCAUAGUCCUAUUAUUAGUACCAAUGGCAGCAGCCACAGUAGUAGGACUCGGAGGAGCAGAGGAACAACAUGAUGAGUGCAUCAUGCCAAGAAGAUGCAGAAAACAUCACGGCCCUGAAAUUCGAUUCCCUUUCCGCCUAAAAGGGAAACUGCCCGACUACUGUGGUGGGUAUCAUCCGAGCUUUGAUCUUUCUUGCACUCCUCCCAGCAAAUACCCUAUGCUCCAGCUCCCAAAUUUUGUGAAUGUGUUUGUCAAGAAAAUCAACUACGAAUCUCAGACCAUGACCAUAUAUAUAUCAGACCCCCAUGAAUGCUUCCCACGACAGCUUCCAAACCUCAACCCAUCUGUCUCUCCCUUCCAAUUCCUAUCAAAUCACGGCUUCUACAGCGACUAUAGCUUCAUCAAUUGUUCCCAGACACUGGAUCGAUUUCAGUUUGGUGGGUCUCGGAUUGAUUGCCUUAGUGACCAGAGUCACCAAGUUUAUGCCACCGACUCUGGGUCAGUCCCGGAUUUAUCUUGCACAAAGAUGUAUAACAUGACACUUCCAUAUGGAUUUUUUGGUUAUGCCUCCAUCACAUUUGAUGAUCUUCAAUUGAAUUGGAGCAAACCGGAAUGUGGGAACUGUGAAGCACAAGGCAAGUACUGUAGAUUCAAGAAUAACAACAGCAGUGGCAACAACAGUAAAUUAUUAUUAAAUGGAACAACUGAAUGCUUAGACAAGCCCAAACAACCAUCUAUGGGUGUAUUGAGGAAACUAGAGAUUGCAGGUGAAUUGAUACUUCCUCUUUUUAAUUUGAAUUGUCAAUGAGGAGGUAGAAAUUUACUAACAUUGUCAAUGAUGUUCACAUUGCAG